Malaya genurostris is the source of this 5421-nucleotide messenger RNA. RefSeq lists its product as uncharacterized. Lineage: Eukaryota; Metazoa; Arthropoda; Insecta; Diptera; Culicidae. Gene Ontology annotation, biological process: DNA integration. Bases 1 to 5421 code for a protein of 1806 amino acids. The transcript has a single exon. The record is from RefSeq and is a predicted model, not a curated record. Gene Ontology annotation, molecular function: nucleic acid binding.
AUGGAUGAAUUGAAGGAGCUCAAAAAACAGGAGCGGCAGUUGCGGACGUCUAUGAAGGCGAUAGCGAAGUUCGUCCAAGGAUUUCGCAAAGAAGUGCAUGAGAAACAAGUCGAUGUUCGUUUAGAAACAUUGGAGAAUGCGAUGAGAAAGUUCUACACUGUGCGACGUAAGAUUGAACUGAUUAUAGACGAAGAAGAUGAAAAGCCAGAUUUAAAAGAAUCAGCUGAACAACGAGUUGAACGCUUAGAGUCAUUGGCAAUCCAGCGAGAGGAUGAAUACGAUGAAGCUAUACGGGUUGUGGAGGAGGAAUAUUUUGAAAUCAAGUCCUCUCUCAUUAUGUUGCGAGCGAGGUCAUCUUUACCAGCAAGACAGACUAGUGCUAACGAAGAUGCUACUGUUCCAAUAUCCCGAGUAAAAUUGCCGGACAUAAAGCUUCCAUCGUUUGGUGGAAAGUUGAAAGACUGGGUUACUUUCCGGGAUUCGUUUCGAAGUUUGAUUCACAAUAAUCGUCAACUUGAGGAUGUCGACAAGUUUAUUUAUUUGCGUUCCUCAGUAACUGGUGAAGCAUUUCAGGAGAUUUGUUCCGUAGAGCUUUCAGCGGACAACUAUGAAAUAGCAUGGAAGAUGUUAGAGAAAAAAUUCGAGAACAAAAAGUUAAUCGUGAAGGCCCAUUUGGAUGCCUUAUUUUCGAUUGAGCCAAUGCGAAAAGAAAGCUGCGAUGCACUCAAUAAUCUGAUCAGUGAGUUUGAUCGUAAUCUUCAAAUGCUUGCAAAGAUAGGCGAAAAUCCUGCAAACUGGUCCACGUUACUUGCACAUAUGGUGUGUUCUCGUCUAGAUACAGUUACAAUUCGACAGUGGGAAACCCAUCACAACUCCAAGGAUGUGCCAUCAUAUGAAAACUUAAUUGCAUUUUUGCGUGACCAAUGCACAGUGUUACAAUCAAUCUCCUCAACCAAACAUAGCGCAGAUGAUUCGAGACGAACCAGAAUAUCUGCUACACAUACAUCCACACAGUCCUCAAAAAGAUGUUUAUUUUGUGGAGAAUCAUUUCACCUAGUUUUUCGCUGUAACAAGUUUAGGAUGAUGACGGUGGCUCAACGUGUGGAGGAUGUGAAUCGAAAGAGAUUGUGUCGAAAUUGUUUGUCAUCAGGACAUUAUGCUGAUAGUUGUUUAAGAGGAUCCUGUAACCGGUGCGGUGAUAAACACCAUACUUUGCUGCACUAUGAAAGCACAAUCGGUGGUACUCGUCCAGUUAAAUCUACCGCUCCACCAGCUCAAGUGAGACCACACACAGCAGACCCACAACCGCAACAAACUAAAUCAAAUCCACAAAGUCAAAGACAACAUCAACUCACUCAAACACCCACACAAGUAAAGGCUACAACCUCACAUCCUGUAAUUCGUAACGAUCCUCAAACCACUCACUCACAACCCACCACAGACCAAAAGUUAUCAGCCACCUUUAAAGCUGUUACACAAGCAACACCUACAAAGAUUCUCAUGUCCACUGCGAUUAUUCGAGUGGAGGAUCAGUUUGGAAAUUCUUCAUUCGCCAGAACGUUAUUAGAUUCUUGCUCCGAGUUCUGUUACAUGACUACUAGUUUUUCGAACAGACUGAAAUUCAGGGAAUCACCUUCGUUCUUGAGGGUACAAGGCAUCGGUAACGGAACUGUUACAUCUACCAAGUUCGUAACAGCCAUCGUUCAGCCACGACUACCAUUGAUCUCAAACUACACGGAGACAAUGCAGUUCCAUAUUCUUCCAAAAAUCACCAGAUUUUUACCAAUCAGUUCGGUUCAAAUCGAUUUAAGGCAUCUCCCAUCAGAAAUUGUACUGGCGGAUCCCUCAUAUGGAAAACCAGGACCCAUCGACAUGAUUAUUGGGGCAGAAUGCUAUUACGAUCUACUCAGCAGUGGAAAGAAGAAACUCUCCAAAGAUGGACCAAUCUUACAGGAGUCAGUCUUCGGUUGGAUAAUAUCGGGGAAAGUACCGUGUCACUUAGAAAUCCCGAAAACUUCUACCUACAUCAGUUCUACCACAGAUCUCCAUGAAUUGAUUUCUAGAUUUUGGGAACUAGAAACUUGUCAUGUAAAUAGUACUCAUUCCAUUGAAGAGACUGCGUGUGAAGAGUUAUUCAAUAAAACUACCGUGCGUGAUGCAGUUGGAAAAUUCGUCGUGACGUUACCAAGGAAGCAACACGUGAUUGCUAAGUUGGGUGAAUCGAAGACUAUCGCGAAUAAACGCUUUCUCGGUCUUGAAAGAAGACUUAAUGCAAACCUCGAACUGAAAGCUUUAUAUCGAGAAUUUAUUCAUGAAUAUUUACUUAUGGGUCACAUGAAAGAGAUUUCCGAUGAAUCCUGCGAUGAAUCGGUUUACUACAUGCCGCAUCACGCAGUAUUGAAGCCAGAUAGCACAACCACGAAACUUCGCGUUGUUUUCGAUGGAUCCUGUCGUACGACUACCGGAAUCUCUCUGAAUGACGCGUUAAUGGUAGGACCCGUCGUCCAGGAUGAUUUAAUUUCAAUUAUUACUCGGUUUCGAUUGCAUCGGUUUGCGCUUGUCGCCGAUAUAGCUAAGAUGUAUCGUAUGAUCCGUGUACAACCAUCGGAUCAGCAUCUACAACGAAUUCUCUGGAGAGAAUCUGCAGAAGAGCCUGUGAAGACGUUCGAACUUACUACAGUUACAUACGGAACUGCUAGCGCACCCUAUCUCGCUACAAAAUGUUUAACCAAACUAGGAAAGGACAGCGAAGCUACUCAUCCUGUUGCUGCAAGAGUCAUCCAAAAGGAUUUUUAUGUCGAUGACAUGUUGUCAGGAGCCGACAGCCUGGAAGAAGCAAACGUAUUGAUCUCGGAAGUGAUGGAAGUAACAAGUAGUGCAGGCUUUACACUCAGAAAAUGGAAUUCGAACGCUGCUCAGCUGCUUUCUAAAUUACCAAAGCAGCUACUCGAUGAACGAUCCGCUUUGGAGUUAGAUUCGUCCAGCGCUACAGUGAAAACUCUGGGCCUAUUGUGGGACACGAGUACUGAUAGUUUUUGCUUCAACUUUCCUCAAUGGCGAUCAACCUCAGUAGCCAUUACAAAAAGAAGUAUCCACUCAGAUGCAGCUUGUUUGUUUGACCCGCUAGGAUUAGUGGGACCAGUGAUUGUCCAAGCGAAGAUUUUUAUACAACAACUCUGGCGUUUGAAGUGCGGUUGGGAUGAUCCCUUGGAGGAUGCAUUGCAAGAGGUCUGGAAGGAGUACAAACAAAAUCUGAUGGCGCUAGAUUCAUUGUCCGUUCCACGCUGGAUUGGCCGCAGUAGCGAAGUGGUAGAAGUUCAACUACAUGGGUUUUGCGGAGCUUCAGAAGUCGCCUAUGGAGCAGUUCUGUAUCUUCGUUGUAUGGUUUCGGAUGGAACUAUAACAAGCCGGUUGAUCACGUCCAAAUCCAGAGUAGCGCCAAUGGAGAAUUUGAAAGCCAAGAAAAGGAAAGUAUCAAUCCCUCGUCUCGAGCUGUCGUCUGCACUUCUACUCAGUCAUCUGUACGAGAGAUUUUCUCGUAUCUCCCCGGUAAGGACGGUUUUUCUUUGGACUGACUCCAUGAUAGUCAAGCACUGGCUAGCAUCACAACCAUCUCGAUGGCAAGCCUUUGUUGCAAAUCGCGUGUCAGAAAUUCAGCAUCUCACCAAGAAUAGCAUCUGGAAUCAUGUCCCGGGAAUUGAAAAUCCGGCAGAUCUUAUUUCACGCGGAAUCUCUCCAGCCCAACUACAGUACAAGCCUCUCUGGUUCAAUGGUCCUACUUGGUUGUCACAAGCCAGACAAUACUGGCCAACGGCUGUUGAAUCCAAACCAGAAGACAUAGAACCGACGUUGUUAGAAGAGCGAACUUCGUUAUCGUUUCCCUCACAAGCUAUUCCACCUAGUGCGAUUUUUGAACUCCGAUCAUCCUAUACCGAGCUUGUUAGACUGGUAGCGUUCAUCCUUCGCUUCCGAUUCAAUGCACAAUGUUGUAACAGAGCGUACAGAAAAACAGGAAGUAUAUCGCAUAAUGAAUUAGAGCAAGCAGUACUAGUUCUUGUUCGACUUUCGCAACGAGAGUGUUUUGCUGCAGAGUUGUGUAGCCUAUCCAAAAAUGGUCAAGUUCACGAAGGAUCCAAAAUCGUUGGAUUACACCCAUGUCUGUCUCCUGUGGGUAUUCUGUGUGUUGGCGGCCGGCUUCAUCACGCGCCAAUAUCAGUCUCCAGGAAGCAUCCAUUUAUCCUAGACGGAAGACAUCUCCUUGCAAUGCAGAUUGUGAGACACUACCAUCUUCGUCUCUUCCAUGCUGGACAACAGUUGCUUAUUGCUUCAGUGCGGGAAAGGUUUUGGCCAACUGCGAUUCAUAACUUGGUCAGGAGAGUCAUUCAUGAUUGCGUACCAUGUUUCAGGCGAAGACCAAAGGUUCUAGAGCAACUAAUGGCAGAUUUACCACCCGAACGUGUUACCCCAUCAUCACCAUUCCUGAAGGUAGGGGUGGAUUAUUGCGGUCCAUUUCUUAUCAGUUAUCCCAACCGUCGGACUAGCCCGGUGAAGAGUUACGUGGCAAUAUUUGUAUGCUUGGCAGUGAAAGCAGUUCACUUAGAGCUCGUCGCCGAUCUAACUACUCAAGCCUUCCUAGCAGCACUGAAGCGAUUUGUAGCUCGCCGAGGAAAACCGCAACUGAUAAUGUGCGAUAACGCAACAACGUUCGUCGGUGCCAAAAGAGAGCUCAAAGAACUAUUUCUUCUAUUUAACGGACAGCAAUUUCAAGACAUUGUUACCAAGGAUGCGGGAAACGAUAGCAUCGAGUUUCGUUUCAUUCCACCUCGCACACCCAACUUUGGUGGGUUAUGGGAAGCACAAGUAAAAUCGUUCAAAAAUCAUUUCAAGAAGACAAUUGGCUUAAGAACUCUGAAUAUCGAUGAAAUGCUAACAGUUUUAGCACAGAUCGAGGCCAUUCUCAAUUCGCGUCCACUAACACCGGUCAGUAGUGAUCCGAACGACUUUGAAGCGCUCACCCCAGGGCAUUUCUUAGUGCAUCGUCCAUUGACUGCGAUUCCAGAACCAAAUCUUCAGGAUAUACCAACAAACAGGAUGUCCAUGUGGCAGCGUGCGCAGAGUUUAAUUCAACAAAUGUGGAAAAAGUGGAGUACUCAAUACUUAUCUGAUCUGCACAAUCGCACCAGAUGGACUAAGCAAAGAGACAAUGUCGCAGAAGGAACGAUGGUAUUACUAAAGGAUGAAAAUGCACCACCGCAAAGAUGGAAUCUAGGACGUGUUGUAAAGGUUUUCUACGGAACUGACGGAAACAUUCGCGUCGUCAGUGUGCGCACGAAGGACGGCUGCUUUGAUCGGGGGAUCUCAAAACUUUGCGUUCUACCGAUACGAGACAACGUCAAAUCACCAUCAACAGAUAGAAACUAA